GCAUUUGAAAGGAUUUUUUUCGUUUUGUUACAAGUGGUUGCAGCAUUCCUUGUCAUCAUGGUCAUCAUUGCAUCUUUACCUUACCUAUAUAAACGUAGUGAAAAGCUCUAUAAUUUCAUGUUAUGACUUCUGGCGGAUUUAAGCUUUUAUAGCUUCUCGGGAAUUAAAACAUUACUUAGCUAUCGAUUUUGCAGUCGGUCUCCCUUUUUCACCGACAAAAUAUUUCUAUAGGCCUGCUCGUUCAACAUCCGGGAAACUCUGUGUUGGAAAAGUUGUUUGUUUACAUUGUUCACUCUACGCGUACCGAAUAUACCUGACACUCUCAGCUUAUAUACUGAUGAUUUCACAGUUCGUACUCUUUUGCUUUGGAGGAAUUGUUGGAUGGACGGUUUUACAGUUUCAAUAUGCUUGAAAUUUGAACAAAGGACUAAAAAGGUGUAAAAUCAUUAUAACCAUUACCAAGAAAGAAAACUUCUGUAUUUUUUUGCAAACCCUCGACUUGUUUGUGGACUUUACGGAUAGCUUUGCUUUCAAACAUUGAUCAACAUGGGAGCUGUCUCGGUAUGUCUUUCGCCUCACUUUGCAGCAAGAAUAAUGCUUGUGCUCAGUUUGUUUGCCAGGGCGAUGUCUCAAAAUAAUAGAAUACCUAUCCCAUUGCCUCCACUGAGUCUACCGGUGCUCACUAAACCACCUCCUGUCAUCGUAACAACAUCCACUGUCCAUGUGCAGACGACGCCAACGACAACGACAACGUCAUCAACGACUUCGGAGGCCACAUCGACCGUAUCGACGACCUUGACAAUUACAUCAACGACAACGAAUGUCGACGUCGUGACGAGCGAUUUAAUGACCACAGAUUCAUACAUCACUCCAAGGAAGGAUCUUAAUGUUGCCGCGAUAUCCAUUGGAGUGACUCUCCCCUGUUUUAUUAUCGCCAUCAUUGUUAUCAUUAUAUUUCUGCGUCAUCGAUGCAAAAGGAAAAUCACGAAUACCAAACAAACAGGCAAAACUGGAGGAGGUGCGGGUGAUAGUGAAAACAACUUUCCUGACAAUAAAUACCAGUACAAUGGAGUUAGUACUGUCGAAAAUGUGCCGAGAAUUUCAUCAAAUAUUUCUUGUGAAGAUUACUCACCCAUUGGACCUCCCAACAAUGGCACGGACGUCGUACCAAGAGUUCCAAAACAAGAUUCCGUCGACGAAUACCAGUACUCCGCCGUUGGACCAAUUCAAAAUGGCGUCGAUGUCACCCCAAGAGUUCUUAGUCAAGAUUCCGUCGAUGAGUACCAGUACACCGCCGUUGGACCAAUCCAAAAUGGCGCCGAAGUUUACCCCAGGGUUCCUACACAAGACCCGGAUGAUGAUGAUUUCUACGCUCCAGUUGGUGCUAUCUCAAGCGACACUCUUACUCCAAAAGCCACCGCAUUCUCCAACGUUUGUACGGAUGAGAGCCUCUAUAUCAUUCCCGAUCGAUCCGAUGUAAAUCCGUACCAAGAACUCGCUGUCAAAACGUCCGCAUUUGCUGGCUUGCAGAAGCUAAGAAAGAAGCCAGUGCUGGAACAAAAUACGCAACGGGCACCAGAAAUUAAGGCGGCAAAGCAACCGCCUGUGAAGCCAAAGAAGCCCAUUAGGAAGUCACAGACACCGACUGACGAUACUUCCGUGCAGAUAUCUCACUUACCUACAGAGGUGGAUAAUGCAGUGUACGGGCUUAAAGUGCUCGGCGAACAGAACGCGUGUGCCGCGUCGUCACUUGCCGAUGGACAAACCGACGACCAGUUUGAAUCCAUAUACGCGAACGCCGACAUCGAACUACGGGAGAUGUUACCUUCCAGCACUACAGCAACUAUCAAUAGAGACUCUACCAUCCACGGAGGUAUUGAAAUGACUGAUGGCGAGAAUCCAUAUGAAAAUUCGAUGAUUGGAGAUCAAUCUUUUCUGCAAGAAAAUGAAGGUGGUGAUUAUCUCGCAUUAAGUAGAAAGGCAACCUUACCUGUGUGAAUGGGUUGUACGACACGUGUUCCUUUAACAGUUGUUCGCUUGAUUGGUUCGAUGAUUUAAUGUUUUUGAUUUUUGUUGUUAAAGGCGUAGACUAUGUUUGUAAAAUUGUAAGUAAGCCUAAUCUAGAACCAAAUUGCAACCGUAUAACUACGUAGCCUACUUUUGGCAAAUUAGCCCGGAGUAUCUUGUGUAUAUAAUGAUGUCAUAAUGAUGGCUUCACUUCCAUUCGAUAAAGAAUAUCCAAGUUAAACUAUAAACCUGUAGAUCAGAGGAUUUAGCACAGGAGCAGAUCGUAGGUAGGCCUACAGACCAGGUCUAUAUGUGCAGAAGCAACUUAAUGACCCAGGAGUGCAAGGUUUCGGAUUUUGGAUCUGUCUGAAAAAUUGGCUUCGAUGGAAAUCAUUUAAUCUGCAAGGUAAAAGUGGAUGCAUGUUUAAAUUAUUUGCUUUGACUUUUCGGGCACGGCCGGUCAUCAUUCUGUAUGGUUUCGCUGAUCUCUAUUCAAGACAGUAAUGGCGCCUCACGUGCAGCCGGCAAUGGGCCAACUUCUUCUUUUGCAGGCAGCAUAAGAAACCAUUUUGCCAAUUGACUGGUUCAAUUCAAAAUAAUUUACCCCGAUUAACAUUGAAACAUAAGGGACUUUUAGAUUUGCACGUAGUCACACGUAGCAGUCCAUAUGUCGACGCGCAAAUCUAAAAGUCCCUAUUUAGACAAGGUCGACGUCUGCACACAAGGAGCCAAACGGGAACCAAACCCAUGUUGCUCUGUCGAUCUCACCAGGUCCUGAGUCGAGGAGUUAAGUCUAUAUAUUUAAUAUAUUAUGCUCAGAGACCGCAUCUGGACCUCUUCUGUUAUGCAGUGCGACCCAGAAAAAACGAAACCGAGAAUUAUCGAUGUUUUUAUCAUAGCUUAAUCACAAUAAACGGGCUAUGAAACGAUGAAACGGUUGGCUCAAGACCGAGGAACUUGGAGAGACACUGUCUUGAUAUAGAAUUUUGAAUGGAUCACUGAACUUGUCAUACACUGACAGAUCACUAUUGAUGAUGAAUCACAAUUAUAAUUAUUAAAUGACACAUAUUUUUAAAGCUUAGAUCCUCCUCUUUCAUUUGAUG
Molecule: messenger RNA, 3110 nt
Organism: Strongylocentrotus purpuratus (purple sea urchin)
Lineage: Eukaryota; Metazoa; Echinodermata; Echinoidea; Camarodonta; Strongylocentrotidae
Exons: 5
Coding region: 547-1998 (483 amino acids)
Source: RefSeq, a predicted model, not a curated record